Dichotomopilus funicola is the source of this 909-nucleotide messenger RNA. Its product is annotated as mitochondrial carrier domain-containing protein. The coding region runs from base 1 to 909 and encodes 302 amino acids. Lineage: Eukaryota; Fungi; Ascomycota; Sordariomycetes; Sordariales; Chaetomiaceae. Gene Ontology annotation, biological process: mitochondrial citrate transmembrane transport. Gene Ontology annotation, molecular function: citrate secondary active transmembrane transporter activity. The record is from RefSeq and is a predicted model, not a curated record. Gene Ontology annotation, cellular component: mitochondrion. The transcript is spliced from 5 exons.
AUGUCGUCCGCCGCGACCAAAGACGACAAGACGCACCCAGCCGUCAAAGGCCCAAGUGCCCUGCGGUCUAUCCUUGCCGGUUCGACGGCUGGUGCUGUGGAGAUUGCGAUUACCUACCCGGCUGAGUUCGCGAAAACACGCACACAACUCAACCGCCGACUGGCCGCGGGGCAGAAGCUGCCGUGGCCACCAUUCGGCGCGCAGUGGUAUGCUGGGUGUACUACUCUGAUUAUAGGGAACUCGGCCAAGGCCGGUAUCCGAUUCGUGGCGUUUGAUCAGUACAAGCGGUUGCUCGCCGACGAAGAUGGCAAGAUGUCGGGGCCGCGGACGGUUUUGGCGGGGUUUGGUGCGGGCGUGACGGAGUCUUUGCUGGCUGUUACGCCGACUGAGAGUAUCAAGACGACGCUGAUCGACGACCGCAAAUCCGCCAACCCCCGCCUGCGCGGAUUCCUCCACGCGGUCCCCAUCAUCGCCCGCGAGCGGGGCAUCCGCGGUUUCUUCCAAGGGUUCGUGCCCACCACCGCCCGCCAAGCCGCCAACAGCGCGACCCGUUUCGGUUCCUACACAGCCCUCAAACAGCUAGCGGAAGGAUACACCGCACCCGGCGAAAAACUCGGCGCGGCAGCGACGUUUGGCAUGGGCGGCAUCGCGGGGCUGAUUACUGUCUAUGUGACGCAGCCGCUGGACACGAUCAAGACGCGGAUGCAGAGUAUUGAGGCGCGGCAGGCGUAUGGGAACUCGUUCCGGUGUGCGGCGAUUAUUUUUAAGCAGGAGGGGGUGUUGACUUUUUGGAGUGGGGCGUUGCCGAGGUUGGCGAGGUUGAUUAUGAGUGGGGGGAUUGUGUUUACGAUGUAUGAGAAGAGUAUGGAGAUGUUUGAUCGGUUGGAUCCGGAGCGGAAGUAUUUGUAG